Symbiodinium natans is the source of this 645-nucleotide messenger RNA. Lineage: Eukaryota; Dinophyceae; Suessiales; Symbiodiniaceae. The record is from the annotation of a GenBank genome assembly.
AUGACUUGCGGCUCGCCCUUCCACGAGGUGGCCCUGGAGCGUGCUCUCGUCGAGAUGCAGCCCAAAAGCUACUUCGUGCAAGGGCCUCAGCGAGCUUGGGUGGUCGGACCUGGGCAGGACGUCCAGCACCCCUCUGGUGCAGCAAACCUAUGGUACCGAUUGGAUGGUGACAACUUGCGAUUCGGGCUGAACAGGGAUCUGGGCUUCAGCCCCAACGAUCGCAAGGAGAAUGUCCGACGAGUCUCGGAGGUGUCCAAGCUGUUUGCAGAGGCUGGGGCCAUCGUCAUCGCCGGCCUGAUCUCGCCCUAUGCUGCAGAUCGCGAGUAUGCACGCGAGGUCCACAAGAAUGCCUCCCUGCCCUUCAUGGAGGUCUUCGUGGAUGCACCGCUGGCAGCCGUCGAGAGUCGAGAUCCGAAGGGCCUCUACAAGAAGGCCCGUGAGGGCAAGAUCAAAGGCUUCACGGGCAUUGACGCCCCCUACGAGAAGCCCGUGAACCCAGAAGUGCACGUCAGAACUGACCAGCAUACAGUGGUUCAGUGCGUGAACGUGAUCUUGAAAAAGCUUGACGAGUUCGGCAUCCAUCUGCAGCAGACCUUUAGGAAGAUGGAUGAGCCGUCAGAAGAGUGCGCGGCGCAAGAGAAGUAG